This is a messenger RNA of Angiostrongylus costaricensis, 975 nucleotides long. NCBI's taxonomy places the organism in Eukaryota, Metazoa, Nematoda, Chromadorea, Rhabditida, Metastrongylidae. The record is from the annotation of a GenBank genome assembly.
AUGACCAAUCACAAGACUAUAUUGAAUCGACAAUCAGAGCAGACGACAGCGUCGGACAAGACCCGACAUGGGUCCUCGACCGCAGACCUCUCUGGGCAACGAGUUGGUGCUGGAUGGUCCUUGGUGAUCGGCUCGAGUGCUGCCAUCGGUGUUUUGCCGGGGCGUUUGUCAUUCGGUACACUAGCCUUCGCUCGUGCGAUCGAUAUCGUGUUGAUAUGCUUGGGCACCGUUCUUUCAUUAUUCGCCUUGAUAACUCUGUCUCUAUUACUAAUUAUUCGAUGGCGGAACUCGCGACGGCCGCAGUCUGGAGUCACCAAAGAAUACCGUUCUGGGCAACCAUCAGUGCUCAGCAAUUCUUUGAAAAACGGUGCUGUUACAAAUGUGGUCGUUCCCGCACCUUCAGCGGCCAAGCCACAAAAAGCCAAUGCUAAUGGAACUGGCCAGCCGGAUGUGAAGCCGGCCGAUCUGUCUACGGAUUUAGCCGUAGGCAUGUUGGAUAAGAGUGCCGAGAUCAAUACUGAUGGUGAAAUCCAUGAAUGUCGCUCUUCACACUCUAUCAAUCGACCACACAGGCCAUCCAAGAUCAGUCUUUCACCAAAUCUUGCCAAAGCUGCUCAAGUUGAAGCUGUCCAGACGGAACACAGUGUCGACAAUUUCAUUGAAGAUCUCAGGCGAAUCCGCAAUGGCAACGAUUCAGUACUUUAUGAGGAGUUUCAGGGUUAUCAUAGUUGUAGUCAGUUCAUAGCAACACAAGGACCUAUUGGUCCGGAAGAAAUCGGAGAUGGAAAGAAAGAGAGCACGCAGCGCUGCUCACAGUACUGGCCGUCGCUGGGCGAGACACGAUGGUUUGGUGCCAUCGAAGUGAAUCUUGUUUCCGAAUGCGAGGAUCCAAUCUGCAUCCGGCGGGAGCUCAAUAUCAGCCUUAGCACUGGCAGCGAACGAAGACAGGCAUUAAUCAUUUUUCAUAGUUGUUAG